CAGAAAGAGGUGCUCGGCACUGCCUUCAAGUGCGUAUUCUGCAACCACGAAAACUCCGUCUCCGUCAAGAUCGAUAAGAAGGCUGGCGUUGGAAAUCUGAGCUGCAAAUCAUGCUCCCAAUCCUUUCAGACUGGCACCAACUAUCUCUCCCAACCUGUCGAUGUCUAUUCGGACUGGAUCGAUGCAUGCGACACCGUUGCCAAGGAGACCGCGUCAGGAACCGCGCAGCCGGCGACUUACCGGCCAACUGCCUCCGCCGCAGCAUCACGUGCAGGACUUGCGCCAGGCGAGACGUACACGGAUGAAGACAAAGGGUUCAUAGAUGACGAAGGAGUGGAAGACGAGGCAGACUAUGCUGAUGACUGA
This is a messenger RNA of Pseudocercospora fijiensis CIRAD86, 366 nucleotides long. RefSeq lists its product as uncharacterized. Gene Ontology annotation, cellular component: transcription elongation factor complex. The record is from RefSeq and is a predicted model, not a curated record. The transcript has 2 exons. Gene Ontology annotation, biological process: transcription elongation by RNA polymerase II. Gene Ontology annotation, molecular function: RNA polymerase II complex binding. The annotation marks the transcript as partial. Lineage: Eukaryota; Fungi; Ascomycota; Dothideomycetes; Mycosphaerellales; Mycosphaerellaceae.